GUCCAAUCAAACCAGCUUCCCACCUUCAUGCUUGGCACUUUUGCAUGGCAACCAUGUCAGUGGACCUAUCUUUGCCUCCUGCAAAGGCACAGUUUUUAGCCAAGGAGGCGCCGAAUGAGGAGAAGUUUUGUAUUGCCUCUAUGCUCUUUGCAGCUGAGUCUGGAGACAUGGAAGAGCUGAACAUGCUGCUAGAGUUUGGGAUGAACCCCAAUGUACUUGAAUUAUGUGUCCCCUGCGUAUGUGAAGUCCGAAGUGGACUAGCCCUUGUACGAGAUGGCUAUGGCCGAACACCUCUGCACCUGGCAGCAUGGAUGGGCCAUGUUGAAGUGGUGGAAAAACUCCUGGAGCAUCCAAAAUGUAUGAUAAAUGCCUUGGAUGCUCAUCAACGUACGCCCUUGGGCCUUGCCGUGCUGGAGCAGAGAUACUCCAAGCAGUCUAUCAAAGACGGCAAGCAGGAGGUGGCCGCCAUCCUCCGCAAACGCGGCGGUAGGCGAGCAGCCCUGCCCAAGAAGGAAUACCCGUCAGGCCCAGCAUGAGAGGGCCAACAAGCCAGCCAGUUAUUUGCGACUCCUGUUUGUUGCGAUGCUUUUUCACCUGCUCAGGCUCCAACAGGACGAUCUGAUUAUAAGCAGGGAGAAGCGAAUCCAACAGACAGGUCCACGAAAUGAUUUUCAAUGGUUCUCCUGACUGACAAAUGAGAAAGGUGUCACUGAAAGUGGCUCAUUUCUCAUCUCCUAUUUGGCGCAGUCAGACUCACGCUCAAAGAAAAGCUGGG
Durusdinium trenchii is the source of this 775-nucleotide messenger RNA. NCBI's taxonomy places the organism in Eukaryota, Dinophyceae, Suessiales, Symbiodiniaceae. The record is from the annotation of a GenBank genome assembly.